Molecule: messenger RNA, 360 nt
Organism: Aureobasidium namibiae CBS 147.97
Lineage: Eukaryota; Fungi; Ascomycota; Dothideomycetes; Dothideales; Saccotheciaceae
Exons: 2
Coding region: 1-360 (119 amino acids)
Source: RefSeq, a predicted model, not a curated record
AUGCCUCUGAUACGACCAACCGCCUUCUCGAGCCGCGCCGCCCAGUUGGCUCUCACCUCGACCCCUCGAUCCCUCAUCGCGCGCCGAGCUCUUUCCACCACACAACAACUGCGCGGCGGCGCCUCACACGACGACCACUACGAUCCUCCGGGCGGUGUCCUCUUCGGCGUCAAGCCGGGCGAGAAGUACAAGGAGGAGGGCUGGGAGAACGUGUUCUACUGGGGUUUCUUUGGCAGUUUGGCCUUCGGCAUCAUCGGCUACGCAUACAAGCCCGACACCAGCAUUCAAACAUGGGCCCUUGAGGAGGCCAGGAGAAGACUCGAGGCCGAGGGCAUCCUUGCCGACCCCGAGGACGAGUAG